Messenger RNA from Volvox carteri f. nagariensis, 1164 nucleotides. RefSeq lists its product as uncharacterized. The coding region runs from base 1 to 1164 and encodes 387 amino acids. NCBI's taxonomy places the organism in Eukaryota, Viridiplantae, Chlorophyta, Chlorophyceae, Chlamydomonadales, Volvocaceae. The transcript is spliced from 5 exons. The record is from RefSeq and is a predicted model, not a curated record. Gene Ontology annotation, cellular component: cytosol; cytoplasm. Gene Ontology annotation, molecular function: L-serine O-acetyltransferase activity.
AUGAUAAUGUGGAAAACAGCUGGCUUUUCAAACUCCGCGAGCAGCUCCUCGAGAUCACAGGCCUUGGUUUCCCAUCGACAUAUGCCUUGCGUAUUCAAAGGCUGGUGCGCUGCCGUCGCAAGUCGCAAGCCGGCACAUCACCGCCUUUUCGGAAAUAUUAUUAGAAGGACUAUGGCUCGAGAUCGGUUGACCGAGCAGGCGCACGAGGACUUGGACGCUGUUCGCGUCCGUCUUAACCACCAACUGAAGCUCAUCAUCACGCCAUCUGUAACCGGUGACCGUGCGCCAAAUUUGCACAAAGCCAAUGACUGCCAAUGCGACCGGGAGUAUCAUCCAUCCAAGGGCUGGCGCCGUCAGCCACAUCACCUAGCAAAAGAGGAUCUAUGGACUCGUAUUCAGGAGGAGGCUCAACAGGAUGCGUUCGCCGAACCCGCCCUCGCUAGCAACCUGUACAGCACCAUCCUCUCCCAUCACAAUAUUGAAGCAACGAUGGCUUUCCUGCUCGCCAACAAGCUGUCCAGCCCCACGAUGCUGGGCAUGCAGCUGAUGCGGCUCAUUCAGGAAGUGUACGAGGACGACCCUGAGGUCAUGGAGGCGUGCCUUGCGGAUCUUCAGGCGGUGUACGACCGCGACCCCGCAUGCGACCGUUACACGCAGGCCAUCCUGUACUUCAAGGGCUUCCAGGCGGUGCAGAGCUACCGGAUAGCGCACUGGCUGUGGCAGAAGGGUCGCAAGGCCCUGGCUCUAGCGAUUCAGAGCCGGAUGUCCGAAGCUUUCCACGUAGACAUCCAUCCAGCAGCGGAGAUCGGGCGCGGGAUUAUGAUUGACCACGCGACUGGUGUCGUGAUUGGCGAGACGGCCGUAGUGGGGGAUAACGUGUCCAUGCUGCACCACGUGACCUUGGGCGGCAGCGGCACCGGGCGAGGCGUACGGCACCCCACGAUUGGUCACGGCGUGCUGCUGGGGGCGGGUGUGUCGGUGCUGGGCCCUGUCAUGGUGGGCGCCGGCAGCAAGGUCGGUGCCGGCAGUGUCGUGGUGUCGGACAUCCCGUGCCAUUCCGUGGCGGUUGGGGUGCCAGCACGCAUCAUCAAGCGCGAUUUGCUCAGGGAGGCCGUCAAAGAUAUGGACCAGUGUGUGGAGUUUGUGCUCGACUACGAGAUCUGA